Messenger RNA from Closterium sp. Naga37s-1, 2972 nucleotides. The record is from the annotation of a GenBank genome assembly. Lineage: Eukaryota; Viridiplantae; Streptophyta; Zygnematophyceae; Desmidiales; Closteriaceae.
AACCGCUCGCUACUGCUGACCCGUCUCUCAACACCAACGCCGCACUGACGAUUUUCAUUUCACAACCAUCACUCGCCCCUCGUGCAUUUCUAGAGAAUUUCAAGGUGGCUCAGUUCUCUGACGACCUGCUUGGCUCGAUCCUUCUCCUCGCCGCGUCUGCGACAACCACCAGAUUCGACGGCCACGAUUGUGAAUCUAGUAGGGAGGACAUUCUGCGUGACGCGAUCGGCAAAGCAUUGGACGAGCCUCUGCCGUCGGAGAAUGCGUGGGCUGGCACCACGCGCGAUGCACGUGUGGUUACCGCUUCUUCGCUCGUUUCCUUUCGCCACGCGCUGGUCUGCAAGCGAUGGCUGCUCGUCGCCAGAUCCGUGCAUCCCGCCAUCGUCGUGCCUUACGAUCGCUUCUUCUCAUCCCAAACUCUCGGCUCGCUCCUCACCUCACCCACCUCGGGAUUCCCGAACCUUCGCCAUCUGCACCUCGGCGAAUUCGCGACGGACGUCGUCGAUCGCCACCUCGUGCGAUCCGUCUGCGACGGGUGCGGGUCCUCCUUGACGCAUCUCACGAUGCAUCUGUACGAUCGACGGAUGGCGACUCGCGCGCAGGAAGACGAAAUCAGAAGCGCGGCGCGCAACGGCCGUGCGGCGAUCUCGCCGUCCGAUGUCUCCCAGAUCUUCAAUUCCUGCACACGAUUGGUCAGUUUGGAUCUACGGCUAGCGGACGGCGUUCCCACGCUGCCGCCUUCCAUCAGCCGCCUACAGCAUCUCACGAGGCUCAGCAUGCGAUCAACCUACAGCGUUACCGGGUUACCAACGGAAUUCGGCUGCUUGUUGCGAUUGAAGCGGUUGGAGUUUGAACUAGAUUCCCUUGAAGCUCUGCCCGAUUCCAUCUGCGAUCUUAAGGCUCUGGAGCACUUAGAGAUUCAAAGAUCCCCUUUGUCCAACCUACCCGAGAAUUUCGGGCAGCUGCGAAACCUAAGAAGCCUCACGCUCUCGUUAGUAGAAGGUCUUCAUGAGCUGCCCGAAUCCUUUUGCGAUCUACCAGCCCUCACGCGGUUCUCGCUCCUGUACUGCUAUGACUUUUUGAAGCUGCCCGAAAACUUCCAUCAGCUGUCAAGGCUGGAAGCGGUAGAAGUCUCGACUCUAUCCGCCUUCACUUCGUUUCCUGACUCGUUCGGGCAGCUGCCCGCUCUGCAGGAGUUACGCCUUCAAAACUGGGAUUUCUCGCAGCUCCCAGCCUCCCUUUGCUCGAGUCAAAGCCUCCGUAGCUUAACCCUCAACAACUGUGGAAGCAUGACGGCCCUGCCUGAAGAUUUCGGCCGAAUCUCCACUCUAGAGUACCUGAGUUUGGAAAUGUUUGGGAAUUUCAGGGUUAUUCCGGACUCUAUCGGCCUUCUGUCUCAACUCAAGGAGCUGAAUGUGAUUGACUGCUGUGAGCUUUCGGCCUUCCCACAGUCCGUCUCCGCUAUGGAGUCACUCACAAGCCUCGUUCUUGAUGGCUGCGAUCUUCACGAGCUGCCCGGAGACAUCGGGCAGCUUUCAAACCUGGUUUCGCUGAAGCUGUCCAGUAGCAAGCUCGUCACUCUGCCCGACUCGUUUGGGCAGCUGGGGAAGCUGAAGGAAUUAGUAUUCAUGGAAUGCAACAGCCUGCUUGAGCUUCCAAACUCCUUCACCAAUCUCAACUCCUUGGAAACCCUUUUCAUUUACGGUGGUGCUUCUCUAGUAGACCUCCCUCCAGGUUUUGAAACCCUCCCGAAGCUGCGCACUCUCUAUCUCUUCAACUGCGUCUUUGCGAGCCUGCCGGACAGGUUCGGGGACCUGCCGAGCCUGGAAGUGCUCAGGAUCGGGACAAAGGCAACGUACAGCAGGAAUAGGCUCGAGACCGGCAGCGAAUCAGAUUACGGAGAUGAGUUGGAAGGCGCGUGCGCCCUCCACAUGCUUCCCCAGUCCCUGGUUCGCCUCACAGGACUGGUAGAGCUCGUUUUGGAGGGGUGUGAGAUGCUGGAGGAGUUGCCGCCAGGCAUGGGGGGGCUGUCCAGCCUUAGAGUGCUCGAGGUGAGGAAUUGCCCUCAGCUGCGGCUCUUCCCGUCCCUGCUCUCCCCUCCCGUCGUUGCUGCUGCAACUGCCACCCCUGCUCCCCCGUUUCCAUCGCUGGAGCAGCUGGAGAUAUCUGACUGCCCGCGCCUGGAGAGCCUUCCAGAGGGCCUGCAUCUGCUGCCUAGACUGGAACACUUGGCUCUUGAAGACUGCCCCAGUCUAGAGCUCACACACCCGAGCCCCUUGCCCCCCCCCACGUCCCCAACCCCACAGAGCAAUACUUUUCUGUCUGCACUCUCCCCACCAUCGACCUCCCCCUCCUCCCCUCCUCUUGUUGCGCCCAUCUCCCUUCCGAUUUCCAUGAAAACCAUCAUUCUCUCAAACGUCUUCCAGUCAGCCCAGUACCUGCCAGAAUCCCUUCUUUCCCUCGCCCAACUCACCCACUUGAACAUCUACGACCUUCCAUCUCUCCAGCAGCUUAUUGCCCCUUCCCUUGUGACCCAGUCCUCAGCCUACGAUCAAGCCACCCACAAUCACCAAUCUGAAAGAUUUGAUUCUGAUUCUGAUGUGCCUGCCAGAUUGGAUCUCUUUCCUUCUCUGCAGCAUCUUCACAUCGCCCUCUCCAACCUCUCUGCACUCUCUGAAACCGUGGGCAAUCUGGCGCAGCUGAAAGUGCUGCUGCUAGAGGAGUGUCCUGCCAUGACCUCCCUUCCUGCGUCCCUCACUAGCCUCUCCAAUCUCCAACAACUGACACUCAAGUCGCUCCCCUUGCUGACCCACAUGCCCGAAAAUAUCGGGCAGCUUAAAGCCCUGCGCAAUCUGAGUCUGGAGUCCUGCCAAGCUCUUAAAGCCCUGCCGUUCUCCGUCACCCUCCUCUCCUCCCUCAUGCCUCCAAUCAGAUUCAGCCAUUCAGGCAGGUUGGCAGAGCGAGGAAGGUGA